Molecule: messenger RNA, 1125 nt
Organism: Trypanosoma grayi
Lineage: Eukaryota; Euglenozoa; Kinetoplastea; Trypanosomatida; Trypanosomatidae
Product: ribosomal protein L15 containing protein
Exons: 1
Coding region: 1-1125 (374 amino acids)
Biological process (GO): translation
Cellular component (GO): mitochondrial large ribosomal subunit
Molecular function (GO): structural constituent of ribosome
Source: RefSeq, a predicted model, not a curated record
AUGCUCUCGCCGACGUUUUUGCUGCGGCGCCACCGCCUCUUCCACCCACGGCGAGAGACGAUUCCGCUGCACAUGAGCCCAGCAAAGUCCAUGUUUCCGCUCAUCAACAGCAGCAACCUCCUCGCGAAGCCGCGGAAUAACUGGCAAGAUUUUGCCGGUAGGAAGGAGUUCGACGAGGACCACCCGCUACCAGUUGUCGGCUCGCGGCUGAACGAGCGGACGACGCAGCAUAAAUGGAGCCACUGGGAUCAGUACCUCAAUCCGCAGAUCACGCAGUCGGUGAGAGACCUCACGCCAACGCCAGAGUACGUAGGCUUGCGUAGCGGUCAUAACAUGAUUAAGAUGGGCUGGAUGAAGAUCGGCGGCAGCUGGAAGUACUCGCGUGGGUACAAUGACAGGCGCAACGUGUUUGCACGUGGCCAAUGGCAGGAGCGCAAAAUGACGCCACGCUUCAUGCUUGCACCACGUGUCUCGGCCGGUGGCCCUCGCAAUCGUUACGAGGGAAAGUUGGUCUUCUCUCGCCUUAAAUUGAGCAAGCUGCUCUGGGCAAUUGAUACGGGCCGCAUUAACCCGAAUGAGGUCAUUACGCUGUACCACCUUCGCGAGGCCCACGUGGUGGCGGAGCGCGAAAUUGUGUGGCCCGGCUUUGUCCUUGUCACGGGCGGUGUGACGCGUGUGCCGUACCCCAUCCACAUCGAGCUGCAGAACGCGUCCGCGGAGAGCAUCCGCCUUAUUGAGGCGGCCGGCGGCUCAUUCACCGGCGUGUACAUGACGCACGAGGGCCUCUACCAGGAACUCCACCCCGACGAGUACCCGGUGUUCAUGGAGCAGGAGAUGCCGGAGCGCAAAGGCCUCGAGGGCCUCGCGACAAACCCCCGCAAGCGCGGCUGGCUCGUCCGCUGGUACGAGGACGAGAGCAAGUACGCGCACCCCGAAGCCGGGCGGCGCCACUCACAUUACGUGCGGCCGCCCACGGACCGCGACUUCCCCGCGACUGUGGAGGAGUACGAGAUGGUGAAGCACCACCAGAAGUGGCACCUCAACCAGCCCGGGACCGGGACGCUGCUGCCGUGGCACUCCUUCAACACGGCAGAUCUCGCGAAGAGAUCAUCGGGACACCUUUAA